Paramecium sonneborni is the source of this 737-nucleotide messenger RNA. NCBI's taxonomy places the organism in Eukaryota, Ciliophora, Oligohymenophorea, Peniculida, Parameciidae. The record is from the annotation of a GenBank genome assembly.
UUUAUUUUAAGAAUGAGAAAUUCUGACGAUUACGAUUAUCAAUACAAAAUAGUUAUCAUAGGAGAUUCAGGAGUCGGAAAGACUAAUAUCAUGACUUAAUUCACAAGAGGAGAAUUCUCAGAAGAAACUAAAACUACAGUUGGUGUAAUAAUUAAUGAUUUUGUAGGUGGAAUUCGCUAACAAAUAACUUGUUAUAGAUGAUAAAAUAAUUAAAGCAUAAUUAUGGGAUACAGCUGGAUAGGUAAAUAGUUUUAUUAAAUUAGGAACGAUACCGAGCGAUUAUUUCAUCUUAUUAUAAAGGAGCAUCAGGAGCUUUAAUUGUUUUUGAUAUUACAAAAUAAUCUACAUUUGAUAAUGUUGAUAGAUGGAUGAAAGUAUGAUUCAUUUAUUAAUAAUUUAGGAAAUUUAAGAAAGCACAUCUAAUGAUAUAUCAAUCAUUUUAGUUGGCAAUAAAUCAGAUCUUAGACAUUUAAGAUAAAUCUCCUCUGAUGUUUCAUCUUCUUAUGCUUCUAAACAUAAAAUUGCCUUUUUAGAAACUAGCGCUAAAGAUGGUUCAAAUGUUCAUCAAGCUUUUAAUUAACUAAUCAAUGGUAUACUUAUUCAUUUUUAAUAUAGAAAUUCAUUCCAAAAAUAAAAACAAUUCUAUCUUCACUCAAAAAAAAACUAAUCAAUCAAUCACUGAAGCUGUUUAAAUUGAAACAUAAAAAGAUUCUGGUUGUUGCUGAUCAAAUAUCAAC